CAUGUCGGCCUUUGAGUCGAUUACGACGCGUAGCACAGAUAGAUCACAAAAAUCCCAAUUGGUUGAAUAACUCCUUUAAUCUUCUUUAGUCUUUUUUUUGCAUAUAUUAAUGGCGUAUAUAUAUAUAUCAAUUCAAUUACUCAGUUCACAUACCCACCUCCUUCUUCAACCCAGAAAUUCAUCCUUUUUCCCCCACACUCAUUCUCAACUCUACUACUUUUUGGGAGAAAUAUAACCAGAAGCUCCUUCUGUUCUUAUUAAUUCAUCAUAAUUCAAUCACCCUUUACUUCCAUUUCUUCAAUUUCCCCAUUUUUGAGCUGGGAUUUUCUGGGUAACACAAAGAUUUUUAAAAUUUUGGGGAUGAAGAACACUCCAUUUCGUGUUCUUUUCAAUUGGGUUUCAAUCAUUGUGUUUUUCAUCUUCCUUUACAAUUCAAAAUUUGCUGAUAACCUGAGUUUUCGAAGUGGGGUUCAUCAUCAAAUUGGGGGAAAACAUGGAAGAAUUACUGCAGAAAUCCAUGGAGCUUCUCCAUCAACUGGUAACAUAACUUUAGCUGAUUAUCAAUUCUGUUCUCAAAUUUCUAACCACAAAGGUUAUGAAAACAGUUGUGAUUAUAUUGUUGCUCACCCAGAAUGUAAUUCAGGUGGGUAUUUCAAUUAUAUGAAGUUCAUCUAUUGUGAUUGCAAGAAUUUCACCUAUAUUGGGUACAUAAUUCUUGCAUCUUGGCUUGCAAUACUGUUCUAUUUGUUGGGAAAUACUGCUGCAGAUUACUUUUGUUGUUCAUUAGAAAAACUUUCAGAACUUCUGAAAAUGUCUCCUACUGUUGCUGGUGUUACGUUGCUUCCAUUUGGUAAUGGAGCUCCGGAUGUAUUUGCUAGCAUUGCUGCCUUCAUGGGUCGGGGCUCCGGGGACGAUGUGGGUAUUAAUAGUGUACUGGGUGGUGCUGUGUUUGUUGUUUGUGUUGUUGUUGGAGUGGUUUCUUUGUUUAUUGCUGAUAAAAGUGUGCAAAUUGAUAAGAAAUGUUUUGUAAGAGACUUGUGUUUCUUUCUCUUCACCAUAUUUUGCCUUACAUUGAUACUGAUUAUUGGUAAGGUGGGAAUUUGGGGUGCUAUUGCUUUUGUGUCAAUAUAUGCUGUUUAUGGGUUAUAUGUAGCUGUAACUGAGAUUAUGAACAAAAAGGGUAGAGCUUCAAAAUCAGAGGGUUUGACACCAUUGCUACCUGUAGUUGGGAGUUUGUUUGAUGAUCAUGAUCAGUCGAUAAACGCCUCGUUGCUUAGGCCCGAAAACCCUGAUAGCCCAUCUGAAACACCCUCAAAGCUACCUCAUUGGAUAUGGAAUACCAAUUUUGCAAUCUAUUCAGAUUAUGUAAAGUCUUCUGUACAAGAUAACUCAAGGCCUUUGUGGGGUUGGAAUGAUGAUGGACUAAACAUGAAUGAUGAUAAUUCACCAUGUUCAUUUUCAAUGUUAUACUCAAUCUUGGAAAUACCCUUAAGUAUUCCUAGACGUUUAACAAUCCCUGUAGUUGAGGAAGAAAGAUGGUCUAAAGUAUAUGCAAUAGCCUCUGCAUUUUUAGCCCCUGUUCUUCUUGCUGUUCUAUGGAAUACACAAGAAGACCUCAACCCUUUAAGUGGGAAACUUGCUUAUUUCAUAGCUUUCUUUUCUGGUUUCACCUUCAGUAUACUUUCCUUCCUAUACACAAACCCCGAACACCCACCUCGUAGUAGUACCUUCUUGUUCCCAUUUGUUUUUGGUGGGUUCUUCAUGAGUAUCAUAUGGUUCUACAUCGUAGCAAACGAGCUUGUUGCUUUGCUUGUUUCAUUAGGUACCAUUUUCGGUGUUAACCCAUCAAUGCUAGCUUUAACCAUAUUAGCAUGGGGGAAUUCAAUGGGUGACCUAAUGUCAAACACCGCCUUAGCUAUGCACGACAACAAAGGUGUUCAAAUUGCUAUGUCGGGAAGCUAUGCAGGUCCUAUGUUUAACACAUUGAUUGGUUUGGGGAUUUCUUUGGUUCUUGCAGCAUGGUCUAAGGGUUCUUCAGCACCUUAUGUAAUCGAACAAGAUAAUGCUGUGUUCAUUACGAUGGGGUUCUUAGCAGCAGGUCUUGUAUGGGCUCUUAUAGUUUUGCCACUAAGUGAUAUGCGCCCUAAUAGGGUUUUGGGAAUUGGUCUUAUAAUCAUUUAUGCUGUCUUCCUGUCUCUUCAGAUCAGUAUUGCUGUGAUUUCAGGCUCACAGUCGAUGUAAGUACACGACAUUUCUGUACAUAAAUAGAUGUAAUCUUGGUUGUAAUGUAUGAUAUGGCUUGUAUAGUUGCUCAUGCUAGGUAUUUUUUGGACUUAAAUAGUCUAUCUUAAUGGAAGGAAGGGGGAUCAAUUGCCUUUUGUAAUACUGUAUUCAGCUCUAACAGAAGUAAAAUCAUCAGCUUCUCGGCCUUGCCCGAUCUUCAUUGUUGUAAUAGAACUCUUUUUCUUAGGCCUUGUUCUCUUCACCUGAUCUGAUCUGAUUUUUCUAGUUUCUGAUCUGGUCAGAAUGUUUUGUGUGAGUGUUUUUUGCCUUUUCUGGGUCUGAUGUAAUAAGCAAUAAGAAUGAGUUGAAGUGAUUUAGUGCC
This is a messenger RNA of Spinacia oleracea (spinach), 2605 nucleotides long. Its product is annotated as cation/calcium exchanger 4. The coding region runs from base 361 to 2241 and encodes 626 amino acids. Gene Ontology annotation, cellular component: membrane. The transcript has a single exon. NCBI's taxonomy places the organism in Eukaryota, Viridiplantae, Streptophyta, Magnoliopsida, Caryophyllales, Amaranthaceae. Gene Ontology annotation, biological process: monoatomic cation transport; transmembrane transport. The record is from RefSeq and is a predicted model, not a curated record. Gene Ontology annotation, molecular function: monoatomic cation transmembrane transporter activity.